GUGUUGCAAUGAACAUGCAAUAACCGGCACUCCGUAUUUCCGCUAACUUUUCUACACUUGAGUUCUGUUUCAUUCACAUAAACAUGGGAAAAUUUACCUAUCCGAAUGCGAGACGCGACGAACUUGUUGAAGAUUAUCACGGCACCAAGGUGUCUGAAUACUAUCGGUGGCUGGAGGAUCCAGACAGUGAGGAGAGCAAGGCAUUUGUUGAAGCUCAGAAUGAACUGUCCAGACCAUUCCUUGAUGCAUGUCCUAUCAGAGAGAAGCUGAAUUCAAGAAUCACUGAAGUCUGGGAUUACCCAAAGUACAGCUGUCCAGGUCGUCAUGGCGAUUACUUUUACUACUACCACAACACAGGUCUACAAAAUCAAAGUGUUCUGUAUGUGCAGAAAGGGCUUGAUGCGGAACCCUCCGUGUUUCUGGACCCCAAUUCCCUGUCUGAUGAUGGGACAGUGUCACUGCGGGGCACUGCUUUCUCUGAGAAUGACCAGUUCUUUGCCUACGGCCUCAGUAAGAGUGGAUCUGAUUGGGUCACUAUCAAGUUUAAGAAAGCACCAUCAGGUGAAGAUGUCCCAGACACAUUAGAAAGAGUCAAGUUCACAAGUAUGGCCUGGACCCAUGACCACAAAGGGCUGUUCUAUAACAGAUACCUGGAGCAACAAGGCAAGUCAGACGGGACAGAAACCACCAUGAAUGUUGAUCAGAAGCUCUUCUAUCAUAGGAUCGGAACAGACCAGUCAGAGGAUGUCCUUGUUGCCGAGUUUCCAGAACAACCUCGAUGGAUGAUUGGUGCAGAGGUCAGUGACUGUGGCCGGUACCUGGUGGUGACCAUCCAUGAGGGAUGCGACCCGGUCAACAGGCUCUACUAUGUUGACCUCAAGUCAUUGCAGAAUGAGAUUAAAGGUGUUUUGCCCUACGUCAAGAUUGUGGAUAACUUUGAUGCUGAAUAUGAGUACAUCACAAAUGAAGGCAGCAAGUUCAUCUUCAAGACCAACCUGAAUGCAUCACGAUACAAACUCAUUACCAUCGACUUGGCUGACCCUGAUGAGAGUAACUGGACAACCCUGGUCGAUGAGGAUGAGAAGUGUGUGCUUGAGUGGGCUGCCUGCGUCAACAAAGACAAGCUCAUCCUCUGCUACUUGAAAGAUGUCAAGAACGAGCUGUAUGUACAUAACUUGAGCUCAGGGUCAAGGACGUCCCAGCUGCCCCUGGAGGUCGGGUCAGUUGUGGGGUACUCAGGGAAGAAGAAGUAUGAUGAGAUUUUCUAUCAGUUCACAUCAUUUUUGACUCCUGGGAUCAUCUACAGGUGCGACAUGACGACAGACAAGUACACCCCCAAGACUUUCCGUGAAAUUAACGUAAAGGAUUUUGACACCAGCAAAUUUGAGACAGAGCAGGUUUUCUUUCCCAGUAAAGAUGGAACAAAGAUCCCUAUGUUUAUUGUUCACAGAAAGGGCUUGGUUCUUGAUGGAAGUCACCCAGUGAUGUUAUAUGGCUACGGAGGAUUCAACAUCUCCAUCAGUCCAUCUUUCUCUCCGUCCAGGCUUGUCUUCCUGCAACAUCUUGGGGGAGUCUAUGCCAUCGCUAACAUCCGUGGUGGAGGUGAAUACGGAGAGUCUUGGCACAAGGCAGGCAACUGUGCCAACAAGCAGAAUGUGUUUGACGACUUCCAGUCAGCUGCCGAAUAUCUCAUAUCGAAUAAGUGGUCAUCAGCUAAAAGGAUCACAAUCAAUGGAGGAUCUAAUGGCGGACUGCUGGUAGGGGCGUGCAUCAACCAGAGACCAGACCUCUUCGGCUGUGCAAUAGCACAAGUGGGAGUGCUAGACAUGCUGCGAUUCCACAAGUUCACUAUCGGCCAUGCGUGGACUACAGACUAUGGAUCGUCAGAUGAUGCCGACGACUUCAAGGUUCUUAUCAAGUACUCCCCACUACACAACAUCAAGGAACAGAAGGACCAGUACCCAGCCCUGUUGUUACUGACUGGUGACCAUGAUGACAGAGUUGUCCCCCUUCACUCGCUCAAAUUCCUGGCACAGCUCCAAUACACAUUCAAGGACAGUGAUGCACAGGUCAACCCACUGAUGGGAAGGAUUGACACCAAGUCAGGACAUGGUUUCGGCAAACCAACAGCUAAAGUUAUUGAGGAACUUACAGAUAUCUACAGCUUCAUGUACCAGACAGUUGGUCUCAAGUGGUCAGACUGACUACGGUCCAGACUCUGACCAGCCCGGUUGUCAAGGAAGACAUGAUACAAAUCAGUGGCCAGUUUGAUAAGAGAAUGAUUGUCUAAAGCAAAUGCUCUAAUAAAGAUGAACUUGUUCUAAAGUCAAAAUGACCCCUUCUAAGUCAGAUUUAUGAUUUUGAAGCUUGUAUGUAUUGGAUGAUAUAAUUUUGGUGGGUGAAAUGAGAAAUGAAAAGUAAUGGAUAUUUGGGAUUUGGCUAAAUGGCUAUAACUCAUGACCUACAGUAGCAACACAAUUACUUUAACAUAAGGUCAAUGUUUUCAUGAUAAUGUUGUCCAAAAGGAAUUAUACAAAUGUUUCUAAUAAUGUGGUUUUACGCAUCGUGAUAUGGUAUUAAAUGGGCAUUUUGACAUUUCCUGAAGUUGAAUUGUAAAAUAAUGAGGUAUUUGAUGAGGUAAAUUUUGUCUUAAUCAGUAUACAGUUCUUGGAAGCUGAAAGGUGAGAAAAUGGGGGAUUUAUGAUAGAUUUGUGCUGAAAUUCAAAGUAGCAUUUUUUAAUAUCUUAUGGGGAAGCACAUGUGCUCUUUAGUGAGUGAGUUUAAAUGGUAUCGAUCAUGUUUAGCAAUAUCCGAGCAGUAUCACAGCAGUUAUAACCAGAAAUGGGUUUCACACAUAAUACUAAUAUUUUGACUUGAAACUUGGUCUUUGGCUCAACAAGCAAGUACUUAACCACCAGGCUACCCCAGAGAGGGUUGAAUUCCUUAAGAUGAUCUGUUGGUGUGGUCCAAAGCCAGACUUCACCCAUUUCCCAAAUUAUGAUGACGCAGCAUGAUGUAACUGGAAUGAUGUAAAUACAGCUUCAAACCCAUCUCACUCACUCACAUUUUUUUUCUCCCAAAUGAUGCUUAUAUAAUUGGGUUUUUGCUUACUUUCAGUAUUGAAAGAUUCAUUUUUUUUAUGCUUUUGAUGUUAUGCAGAACUCAUUUGUUAUUGAAUACGGAAAAUUAGUUUGGACAUACGUGCUGUGUAGAAAUAUGGUGUAACUUGAGUAAUAGUUUUCUUCUGUUAUCUUGAUUAUGUAGGAUUGAAUAUGAUGAUUAUUUUAAUCUUUUAUCAUUACAUAUCUCAAAUGACAUCAAGGUUUCACUGAUUCAUCUUUGGCAGGACUCACGAGUUUAGGGAGACGUAAGCUCCUAGCUAUGUGUUGGACCAGAGACUGCAUGGUCUCUGUAUGAAGUGCUAACUGAUCUGGAACAAUGUGAGUGUAAAUGUGUUAUUCCAUUGUACAAAGCUGGUGCUCUGUAGAGAAGAAGAGACUUGUGAUGUAUGAUAUCUGUGUAAUUUGUGCUGGGUGGGUUGGCCUACCAUCAAUAAAGGCCACAAUCGUAAUACAGACUCUUUUCACAAA
Molecule: messenger RNA, 3590 nt
Organism: Haliotis rubra (blacklip abalone)
Lineage: Eukaryota; Metazoa; Mollusca; Gastropoda; Lepetellida; Haliotidae
Product: prolyl endopeptidase-like
Exons: 20
Coding region: 84-2204 (706 amino acids)
Biological process (GO): proteolysis
Cellular component (GO): cytosol
Molecular function (GO): oligopeptidase activity; serine-type endopeptidase activity
Source: RefSeq, a predicted model, not a curated record